This is a messenger RNA of Spirometra erinaceieuropaei, 3222 nucleotides long. Lineage: Eukaryota; Metazoa; Platyhelminthes; Cestoda; Diphyllobothriidea; Diphyllobothriidae. The record is from the annotation of a GenBank genome assembly.
AUGAUGGACUUAAUUCACUCUGAUUCCCAGGGUUCCCGCCGAGGACGCACUCGUUCGGAUAAGAAUACCAAGGAAGCCAGCACGGACUGUCGCCUAAAAGGAGAAGAAGGCAAGACGAUACCCUUGAGUGGCUCGAAUACUACAUUGGUGGCAGCGACUACGGCGAACCCAACUGCCUCUUCUUCGUCGUCAACGACGGUCCCCGACCCCAUCCCAACUUCCUUUCGAUCCUUUGAUGGACGGAGCGAUUUCCGCAGCUGGUUACGGCGCUUCUGCUUCCACACGAACGAGGUGCCACAGGACAAACGCUCCCGAUUAAUUUUUAAAUAUUUGGGAGACGACCAACUGGACAAGGCCCUUGACGCCGGGCUGUCAGUCUCCACACCUUUUGACACCUUGUGUGACGAACUUCAGAGACUGUUCCAGCCUAGAUUGGCGAUUGAGGACGCGAUCCACCGCCUGCUACACCGUCGUCGUCAGUUCAGGGAAACACCUGAGCAAUUCGCCGCGGAUCUAACGCGGCUGGCCUCCGACGCUUACCCGUCCCUCUCGGCGGCCGAUAGAGACCAGGUCGUCCUGUAUCACUUUAAAUGCGGCCUGGCCUCCGAUGAGGUGGCGUAUUCAUUACGCCUAAACCCCCCGGCUGACCUCGAGAGCGCCAUACAGAGAGUCAAUCGGUUGUUAGAGCCGAACUCCCCAGCGCCAGUUUACCAUCGCCCUCCUGGAGGCUCGUCCUUUUCCCCUGGCUACCGACGACCUGGGCAAGGGCCCAGCUCACGCGGUUUCUCUAAGGCAAACAACAACACGACGUUUCACACUCGUAAGGGCUUUGGAAACCGUCCGCCAUACUCGACAGCAGCACACCGCGCGGACGAAGCGGAUUCCGGUACUCUGUCUGUCCCUAUAUGCUCUUCAAAGUCACCUAACACAUUGCCAUUCUUUACUUUAGUGCAUGUUGACAACCGCCCUGUUAGGGCCCUAGUUGAUACUGGUGCUACAGUUUCCCUAGUCCGAUCUGAUAUACUUUCGCCUAUUCGCAGGGACAGCAUUGUUAAACCCAAAAGACAACCUAGCCUGCUGACGUCAAACGGAGAGCGGAUGUCCACAAUCGGUCUAAUUAAUUUGCCGUUAGCGUUCCCUACUAGCACUAAAGAACACACAUUUGUCGUUAGCCCAAACGUUACGUGGGAUAUUUUACUUGGGGUUGAUUUUCUUGUCCAGUUUAAUUGCCAUCUGGAUAUUCGUGAGCGCGUCCUUCGUUUCGGAUCUGAGCCCACACCGUCCCGCCCCGCCGAUUUGGUGUCCCAGGAAGACGAAAUCUGUGCUUCGAUCUCCGCGGCGGUCGCACUACCACCCACUAACUUAGACAGCAUCUUACCGGCAGAUGUAGUGCUCGACGAACAAGACCGCAUGGAUCUGAAAUUCCUGCUGGCAACCUUUGAGGACGUUUUUGCGUGGGACGAACGUUCGUUAGGGCGUUCAACACUCGUAAGACACGCAAUCGACACCGGCUCCGCUAAACCCGUGUGGCAGCCCCCACGACGUAUCCCGCCACAUUUUCAGACGGAGGUAAACGAAAUGAUACAGAUGAUGCUUGAUUCAGGCGUGAUACGCCCGUCGCGCUCACCUUGGGCAUCUCCAGUGACCCUGGUGCCGAAAAAGGACGGGAAACUGCGCUUUUGUAUCGAUUAUCGCCGUCUUAAUGCCGUCACCACUCGAGACUCUUUCCCACUCCCUCGCAUUGAUGUUACCCUAGAUGCCCUUGCGGGGGCACGGUGGUUUUCCACACUCGACCUCAAGUCAGGCUACUGGCAGGUCGAGGUUGAACCUAAAGACAGACCAAAAACCGCCUUCAUUCUUCCUCAAGGUCUUUUUGAAUUUGAAACUAUGCCUUUCGGCCUUUGUAACGCCGCCGCAACAUUCCAACGCCUAAUGCAAUCGGUAUUAGCGCACUUAUAUCCUGGCCACUGUUUAAUUUACCUAGACGACGUCAUUGUCUUUGGGAAGUCCAUCAGCCAACAUAAUGAGAAUCUGAGAGCGGUCCUUACGGCACUUCGCGACGCGGGACUCCGUUUAAAUCCCCAAAAGUGCACGUUCCUACGUAACAAAGUAACCUUCCUCGGACAUGAGGUUAGCACGGAGGGCAUACACGCUUCCUCGGAUAAAAUAGAUGCCAUAAAAAAAUGGCCCAUUCCAACGACCGCUACCGACGUUAGAGGUUUUAUCGGCCUGGCUUCCUAUUAUCGACGUUUCAUUCUUCAUUUUGCAGAAAUAGCACGCCCCUUGCACCGCCUCACGGAGAAAGGACGAACAUUUAAGUGGACAGAGGAGUGUCAGACCGCAUUCGAUGAGCUUAAAACGCGGCUUACAACAGCCCCUAUUUUGAUGUUACCUAACACCCAACUCGACACUCCCCCAUUUAUCCUCGAUACCGACGCAAGUGGAUUUGCGAUCGGCGGUGUUCUAUCCCAGUGCGACGAGACAGGAGCGGAAAGACCUGUGUGCUUCGCUAGUAAAACCCUAACUAAACCCCAAAGAAAUUAUUGUACUUAUCGUAGGGAAUUACUCGCACUAAUUACGUUCGUGAAGCAGUUCAAACCUUUUCUACUUGGUCGCCACUUCAUCAUCCGUUCGGACCAUAAGGCCUUACAGUGGCUGCAGAAGAUGAAGGACGCCGAAGGUCAGCUUGCACGAUGGCAAGAGGUACUGCAACAGUUCGAUUUUAGUUUUCAGUUCCGUCCAGGGAAGAAACACGCCAAUGCGGAUGCCAUGUCCCGCCGCCCCGCAGACACGGGUGACAAGCUGCCAACGGAGGAUUUCCAUUUCAUAUCCACCCUUACCAUCAGUGAGCCAACUCGCCACCAUUGGGCUAUCGCUCAAAGCACAGAUCCCGAUACAGCCAUAGUUUAUGACCACCAGCUCAACGGGAGACAUCGCCCGACUGACUCCGAACUACGUGGUUCAUCUGAUUAUGCGCGAAUCAUACGAAGUCAUUGGGCUCACCUACUCAUGGAAAAUGACCUCCUCUUCUUCAAGGACGACACACAUAGUCAGCCUCGACUGGUUGUCCCCGGCAGCUUAGUCCUGCCUAUUCUAGACGAUCUGCACCGCGAGCUCGGCCAUGUAGGUCAUGUGAAAACGGAGGCUGCGGUGAGACAACGCUUCUGGUGGCCACGCCUCAGAGAACAAGUCUCCAUUUUCUGUAACACCUGCCCCAUGUGA